AUGAACGAAGCUAUCUUGGAACUGCGUCAGAUCCGUGAAAAUAAUCUUCGUGAGAGUGCAAGAGUUGUGGAAUUAUGGAUUUCGUAUAUAGAGCCAAAGCUCCAUAGACUAGGCCAAGAAAAGUGGACUCUCUUGGAACAAGUGUUGAUCGCUGCUUUAGACGUUGGUAAUUUGGACAUCGCGCAGGUUUGCCUCGGUCAUCUACGAAGACGCUUUCCCGACAGCUCUCGCGUCAAUCGUCUUUACGGAAUGUGUUUGGAAACGACACAUCGAUUUGACGAAGCCCGCGCUUUAUACUCCCAGGUCUUGGAAAAAGACACGACCAACUCGGUCGCACGGAAGCGCCUGAUUGCCAUUCACAAGGCACAAGGACGCAUCAACGAGGCUAUUGAGGAGUUGAACAAGUACCUUAAAAUAUUCAUGUCGGAUAGCGAGGCGUGGGGUGAGCUUGGCGAGAUGUACCUUGCACAAGGCGACUACAAACACGCGGCCUUUUGUGUGGAAGAGCUCAUUCUGGCUAAUCCCCACAACCACCUUCUUCACCAACGCCUAGGGGAGAUCAAGUACUCUGAAGGCGGUCAGGAGAAUCUGGAAAUUGCGCGGGCCUACUUUGCCCACGCCUGCCGUCUCAACCCCAAAAGUGUUCGCGCUCUCUACGGCCUAUUGCUAGUUGCCACGAACCUCUCCGGAAAGCUCUCUGAAAAGGCCCUAACAGCCUUGGCGGACGAAAGCAACGGUCAGCAGCGCGACCAACAGUACACCCUUAUGGCGGACGGGAGUGGGGGCAAAGGAAAAGCCCCCUUUGACUCUAAGCGCGAAAAUCAGCGCCUCAUUGGAUGGGCUACUCGUCAGCUGGCCGCCAUCUACUUGGUAGGCAGACUUAAUUAUCCUCGUGACCUUAACUCCGAUUGUCUAGACUCUGAUAGAUUACUAGGCCACGGGCUAUUGAGUCGUAACAUGCCAAACGCUUCCCCAUCACUUUCGUAUCUUGCCAUAAUAGUAUUCGUAUGGAUCGUGAUCCUGUCUGCAUCCAUUCACCAGAUUGAUGAAGGCCACGUUGGAGUCUAUUAUCGGGGUGGUGCCCUUCUGAAGCAAACCAGCACUCCUGGUUUUCAUCUAAUGAUACCGUUUAUUACUAGUUACAGAGCCGUCCAGACGACCCUUCAGACCGAUGAAGUCAAAAAUGUACCUUGCGGGACAAGCGGAGGUGUAGUUAUAUAUUUCGAUAGAAUCGAAGUGGUUAAUCUAUUAUCAGCUGCAAGCACUUAUGACAUUGUCAAAAAUUACAGCGCUGACUACGAUAAAACCUUGAUUUACAACAAGGUUCACCACGAACUUAACCAGUUCUGCAGUAUCCACACACUGCAAGAAGUCUACAUUGAUUUGUUUGAUCAGAUUGAUGAGAAUUUGAAGAAGGCGUUGCAAGAAGACAUCAAUAUAAUGGCACCCGGCCUAUUCAUCCAGGCAGUGCGUGUCACCAAGCCCAAAAUUCCCGAGAACAUUCGCCGCAACUACGAGUCCAUGGAAGCCGAAAAGACAAAGCUGCUGAUCGCGGAGCAGCGUCAACGCGUCGUCGAAAAGGAGGCCGAAACGGAGAGACGAAGAGCGGUCAUAGAAGCCGAGAAAGCUGCCGAGGUGGCCGCUAUUGAAUGGCGCAUGCGUCUGGCCGCGAAGGAAAACGAGCAGGCGAUGGCGGCCAUCGAGGAUUCAAUCCAACAGGCUCGGACACGCGCUGACGCAGAUGCCGAGUUCUACCGCGCGUCGCGUCAGGCCGAGGCCGACGCUCUUCGCCUCACACCCAAGUACCUCGAGUUGGAGCGCUACAAAGCCAUGGCGAACAACGCGAAGGUCUACUUUGCCUCGCUCUCGGGACAGAACCCCUUCUUCCCACAAUCUGCUGCGUCGUCGGCAAGGGGCUCCGAUUCCCCGUCUGGCGACCUCCUCGGAACGGUGCUUGAAACUGUGGGGUCACUUGGGGGGAGUGCUGGCGGCGCACUUCAAGGCAUGGCCAGUGAAAUGCUCGCUGGCAUGUUGAACUCGGCGCUGAGUGAAGAGGCCGGUCCAAAGAUUAACACCAGUGAAGUUGACGUUGCCGAUGAGGAACCCUGA
Messenger RNA from Mesocestoides corti, 2109 nucleotides. The record is from the annotation of a GenBank genome assembly. Lineage: Eukaryota; Metazoa; Platyhelminthes; Cestoda; Cyclophyllidea; Mesocestoididae.